Molecule: messenger RNA, 1810 nt
Organism: Chara braunii
Lineage: Eukaryota; Viridiplantae; Streptophyta; Charophyceae; Charales; Characeae
Source: the annotation of a GenBank genome assembly
ACGCGAGAUUUCUCUUCGAGGUCGCAGCUUAGGGAAUGCCGGGAAGGAUGCCCACGGUGAUGCGUGUAGAAGAGCAACUGGUAAGCACAGGAUACACUGUGACAGUACUUCUCCGAGCGUACAUAGACGAGGACUUGACGACGAGUGAGUGCAGACAACGAACUAGGGAUUUGGUCCACGAACGUAGAGCUGAUGUACUGGCACGAGUGACCUUCCAAACCUCGAUAUCCUAUGAUGUGAUGAUAUGGUCUCAUGGUUAUAUGCGCACGGAGCACUACCACGAUGAGACGGUAGCGGAGGCUAGAGCGAGGGUGCGAGGGAGUCAGUGGUCGGAAGAAGAGAUUAUAGAAAACUUCCUAUUUAAUGUGGACCCAAGCCUUGGGAGGGAAGUUAAGGAAGCUCGACCGAAGGAUGGGAAAUGGACUACGUACAAGAAGAACCUCGUUGAGCUUUACAAAUUGGAGGAUAACAAKUAUUCCAUUAAGGACCUUGAAACAAUGACUCAAGAUGAAGAUGAGAGCGUACGGGCAUUUGRGAUGCGUUUCCAGAAGAUCUCCGACGUGCUGAUGAAGAAGGGGAAGAUCUCAGAGGUCGAGCGUUGUACUAUCUUUAUCGGACACUUGUCCAAAGGCAGGCAAAAGAGUAUACUUAAAGAUCUUCCGCGCGACAGGCUUGAUUUCCCAGAAGUUCUAAAGCUCGCGAUAAAGGCAGAGGCCGAUGAUUACAAGGACUUGGUGUGGAGAGGGAUGAGGAGACGUGACUUCUCUCUCUACAAGGAGUAUGUCACUGAUAGAUGUCCUGAUUUCAAGGACUAUCCCUGGUCGGAGAAGAAUGAGGCCGUGGCUGAGGAAGUGAAGGAGAUACGGGACAUGGUGAAGGGAUUAACGAGACAGGUUACAGAGAUUGUGACCGCUACAGGGGCCACGGCCUACCGGGACAAACCUGGAGGGCCCUAUUCACUUCGCUGGGACCGUAGGAACAGCGGUCUCUGGAGGAGUGUCGAGGAUAGAAAUCCUCGGACGCUGAUUGAUUAUCGUACGAGGGAGAGGGAGCGAGACGAUGAAUUAUGGCGACGUAGGGACGAUGAGAUAGACCGAGACCGCAGAGAUCGCGAGCUGUUUGUGCGAGUAAGGAGGCUAGAUGAUUAUCCCCGAAGCCCUCGCUAUGAGGCCGAUCGGGGUAGGGGCGGCUCCCGCGGCCGAUGGGAUAGGGACGACAGAUACGAGAAGACGGGUCGAGAUGGCUACAGAGGAAGUAGAUAUGAGAGAGGAGAUCGGGACUGGGAACGACAAGAUGGGUCGCGCGGACGGUUUGAGCGCGAGGGAGAUGCGAGAGAGCAGCGCGACGAGUCGCGGGGGUGGUACAACCGAGGGGACCGACGCGAUGAGUCACGAGGACGAUAUAACUCGGGGGACCGUCGGGAUGAUUCGCGAGGGCGGUAUGACCAAGGAGGGUUUGGAGGAGACCGGCGCAACGAUCCGCGCGGUCGGAAUGAGAGARGGGGAUAUGGCGUCUCAUCAUAACCAUAUCCCAAGUCGCCUGACCCCAAGGCGGCCAGGAGUUCGAUCUUUAGAGGCGCAGACGACAGGGCAUCUACUCCGAGGAACUCAUGCGUCUACUGUAGAGGAGAAGAUCAUAUCAAGAGAGAUUGCCCGGACCUCAAACGGGCAAUAGAAGAAGGACUUGUCGUGCUUGACGACCGCAAGUACGUCAAGUGGGCAGAUGAUCUCGGAGAUGUAUCGAUGUUUCCUUCGAUGAAGGAGAAUGUCGAAGCAAGGUGAAUAAAGACGAGUAAAGGAAUGGAGCCGGU